This is a messenger RNA of Eremomyces bilateralis CBS 781.70, 682 nucleotides long. RefSeq lists its product as uncharacterized. The record is from RefSeq and is a predicted model, not a curated record. The transcript is spliced from 2 exons. Lineage: Eukaryota; Fungi; Ascomycota; Dothideomycetes; Eremomycetales; Eremomycetaceae. Bases 344 to 682 code for a protein of 112 amino acids.
UAUCAUGGUUAUCCAGGUCUUGAUGGAUUAAGGCCUUAAUUACACAGAUUAUACGAAUACCCUCUCGUCGCUGUCUCACUGUAUUAAGCACCUAAUCCAUCAAGACCACCCAAAACCCCCCCCCGACCCAUUAUCCAGGGCCCUCAUCAAAACCAGCCAGGAGCCCUCCAUCUAGACCAUCUAGGGCCUCCCUUAUCAAGAUCAACCCCAUCGCUCAUAGGCCACAUCCUAUCACCUCUGCCGAAGCUAUCCAUACCGUGGUCUUCUUUAACCUCGUCGACGACACGGAGAGCCAUAGACCUCGUACCUACGCGAACACUUCAACCACAAGCAUCACGAUGCCAUGGUUACGGGGGAGCCAUCAAUCUCCGCCUGCAUGGAUCGAUAUACCACCCAUAAGCAUCGUGAUACCAUGGUUGCGGGGGAGCCAUCAAUCCCGUGGAUACCACCUAUGAGCAUCCAUCACGAUACUAUGGCUACGGGGGAGCUACCUCCUCUCUACAGUCAUCCCUCGCCACCGAGGGAACAAUCCUCUCCCACGGCGACCAACCCCAUCACGGAGACCAUCCUCUCCUCCGGCACCACAGAGACCAUCCUCUCCUCCGGUACCACAGAGACCAUCCUCCCCUCCGGCGAUACGCUGAUCGAGCGGGAUCACUCCUCCCCUCCGGCGAUACGCUGA